AGGCUGUAGAGAGCAAUUUAAGGUCAGUUAGAAGUUCUUCUAAGAGCUCAAGAUAAUGUUAUAUGUUGAUGUCAUCCUAAGUCUGGUAAAAUGCCAGCUUCCACAAGCAGAAACCCGGGAGGUUCUCCCUGCUUUGUUUGUCUGGAUGGUCAACGGCCAUUUUGCAAAGUUGCAAUCUCACUUCCCUAAAUGACGAGUGUAAAACCAGAACCCUACUUUAAGUCCUGUGUACGUGCAGCUGCAGUGGCAGUGAAGGUGGAGAACCUCCUUCUUCCUACUACCUGCUCUGGAAACUGCUCAACGGUGAAUUGGAGGCAACCGAUACAGCAUGUGAGAGCUCUCCUGAGCGCAUCAGUCACACCAGAUGUAACUGCUGUAAGGAAGUAAAAGAAACAUUUUCUGAAACUGGGAACCCUUUUCAGAGGAAGAUGGAGAAUCCGCUUCUUUUAUUCCCCCAACUAAACAUUUCUGCUUCAAAGGAUAAAUCCUAUUACAAAGUCAUGAAAUCAACAAUUAAAGAAGAGCCACAUAAAGCAAGCAAGCCUGGAGCUAAGCAGAAGAGAAAUAGGCUGAGCCUUCUCCUGCAGAAACCUGAAUUCCAUGAAGGUGAUCAUCUUGCUAAACCUGAAAACUUGACAAAAGCAGGAAGCAGCGUGUCUCCUGAAGAAGCAGUGAAAUGGGGAGAGUCUUUUGACAAACUGCUUUCUGAGAAAGCUGGACUGGAUGCCUUUACGAAUUUUCUGAAAACUGAGUUCAGUGAGGAGAACAUUGAGUUCUGGAUAGCUUGUGAGGAUUACAAGAAGAGCAAGACUGCCCAUGAACUUUUGCCAAAAGCUAAGACCAUUUAUGAAACAUUCAUACAGAAAGAUGCUCCAAAAGAGGUGAAUUUGGACUUUCAUACCAAAGAAGUCACAAGUCAGAAUAUUGGACAGCCCAUCAUUACCACCUUUGAUAGAGCACAAAACAUGGUCUACAGGCUGAUGGAGCAAGACAGCUACCCACGCUUCCUGAGAUCUGAUCCGUAUUUAAAUUUGGUAAAGGGGAGAAACCCCAGUCGUCCUACCCUUAGGAGACGGUCACGGUCUUUCACUGUCAAUGAUUUUAAAGGUGUACGACCAGACUUUACUGUUUGGUAACAGGGAAACUGAACCCUCAUAAAUUCUAGCUACUGCUGCAACUCGUAUGUAUUUUACAAUCCAAAUCCUUAGCAGGUGUAAAUGAGUGGAAAGCAAAGUAACAUGCACUUACACCAGGUCAGAGUUCUGUAGCCACUGAUUAAUUUCAUUUAUUAUAGAGAAGUAGGCAAUAUAUUGGCAAGACAUAUAAUGUAAAGCUUUCAUACAGUAUUUUUUUAAACCCAAGCAAGAACUGUAAUCAUAUUUAGAAGAAAGACUUGAGUUUCCUGCAUAAAAAAUGUGUAUAAGAUGCCAGUUGAUAAUAGCCACUGUGUAUCGUUGGCCUGUAUUAUUUAGGACAGAGUUUCAUCACAGUUAGAAUCUAUAUACCUAGCCUUCGCACAUAUUUAUGAUUUAUGUUUCUGCAAUAUUUCCUACACUAAGCACAGAGUAUUUGUGGUAUUUUCUCAUACUGCAAAACACAUAGGAACUUUAUUAGGUAUAAUGUAAAGUUACAGGGAUUUUAACUACAGCCACUGCAUAAUUAAAAUUUAGCUAUUGCAUAUUUUAAGAGGAACAUAAGAAUACCUAUUUAAAUUUUUGGGUACAUUUUGUACUGUUUUCUUACUACAUGUGUCUGUUCUCUGGAUUUAAGUUAUGCUGUAUAUAUUAGUUUUGCCAUCAAAUAAUUGUAUUCUAGUUUUUUGCAACCAAAUGAGUAGCAACAGAGGCCCAAGAAUGCUAUUUUAACACAAUGUGUGUCAUUAAGUAUCAGGUCACAUGGAUGUGUAUAUGUAUAUAUAAUGCUUCUACUUUUAUUUGUAAAUAUUUAUGGUAUACCAAUUUCAUUACUAAACUUCGUUCUAAAUUUUUUCUGACAUUUAUUUUGAAAAAGAAUCUGAAAAUUAACAGCUCUCAGACUCAGAUAGAAUAACCUUCAGUUCUACCGAUCAUUAGUGUAUUCUCCAUGGUUAUAGAGGAGGAAAGAGAAAUCUCUCUUUUACUUCUUUAGUCCUGAAGUCAGACAUGUCAUUUUCAUGAUCAGUAUACACAGUUUUCUUUCAGAAUUAAUGCAAACAUACCCUGAAACAUGAGAAAAAUUUCUGAAAUCUUAAACAUUGGUUCAGUUUAACAAGUGGCUGCGGGAUUUAGUUGUAACUAUGACAUGUAUAUUCAGUCAUUUUGCAUGGAAUUUAAGAUUUCUCCCUUUUCUUCCUCCUUUGUAAGUGGUAAAAGUGAAGAGGUGCAGUUCCUGAGAAUGAAAAGUUAUGUUCAUUACUAAUUCAGGGUAUAUAUGAACUGCUUGAUCUGAAUUUCCCUGUCUGCUUUACUAACUUUCAAUAAAUCCUAAGUGAUCUACUUUAAAAGUUGUCAGAAUUCAGCUUAUCAUCAGUACAUUGAUGGGCAAAAUGUGAAGACUUCACUUACAAUUCAAUACCAGCUGUAAUUGUUGCCAUUUCAAUCCAAAGUGUUACUGUGCACAGAGAUCUGAACUCACAAGGAAACACUGCUGAGCUGCAGUGUCCUGACAACCAUCUCCAAGCUCUUGGCUUUACCUGGGGAAGAGACAGGAAACACUUUUGUAGCUGUGAGGAGUAUGAUGCUUGCUGGUUUAUUCCAUUAUCCUUCUCUGACCCCCAAAUUCCAGGCAUGUGCUAUUUCUAACUGUGUCAGAAACUGUGAAGCACAGCGAUUCAGGAAUAAAUCAAAUGUUUUUAGUAAUGCUGAUAAUGUAUUUCAGUCUCUGUAUCAAUAUCAAAUGCAGCUUUGGAGCUUGUCAGCACCAUUUUUUACAAACUGUCUGCAUUCCUGUUGUCAUUGACAUUCACAUGAAUGAGUGAAUACAGUGAAAUGCAACUUUCUAACACAA
Molecule: messenger RNA, 2985 nt
Organism: Strigops habroptila (Kakapo)
Lineage: Eukaryota; Metazoa; Chordata; Aves; Psittaciformes; Psittacidae
Gene: RGS18
Product: regulator of G protein signaling 18
Exons: 5
Coding region: 429-1136 (235 amino acids)
Source: RefSeq, a predicted model, not a curated record